Apis cerana (Asiatic honeybee) is the source of this 5547-nucleotide messenger RNA. RefSeq names its product metacaspase-2. Lineage: Eukaryota; Metazoa; Arthropoda; Insecta; Hymenoptera; Apidae. The record is from RefSeq and is a predicted model, not a curated record.
UUUUUAUUGCUUCAAAUCACAUUUGUCUAUAUAAAAUAUCGAUGAUACAUUCGAUAUGAUCAAGGGAUCUUUAGAAGUGAUCGUAGCUCUCUUUGAGCUCCUUUGAUGCGUGGGGAUAACUGGAGCUACCAGUUAAGUCAAGUGUAUCGCAUCAAGACGAAGUAGUACACUGUUUCUUUUCGGAGUGCGUGCAUCAGAUUGAGAGGAUCGUCGUAUAAGAGAAUAGAGAAGAACAUCCUGUCUAGGGAGAGCAAAAAUUACUGUUCAACGAGUUAUUAAUCAGCAUAUAAAAGACAUGAAUCUGCACUAUUUCAUUUCCGUGGUUAUAUGGAUAUCAACCGUGACAGCGACAUUGGAAUCUGAUUCUCAUGAAAAUUGGAGCAACGAAAAGGAGUUUUUAAAAUACGCUUAUGAACAUAAACCAUUCGAUAUUCAAAAAAAGAAAGAGAUCAAAUAUCUCGAAGAUCAAUCACAAAAUCAAAAUGAAAGAACCUUUGAUUUCUCUCAGGCUGUUAAUAAAGAAGAAACAUCGCUAGUUACCAAAUUUAUUAACAAAAACGAAAAAAAUCAUAAAAUGAAUGAAUCCCAACAGCAAUUUUCCAUGCAAGUAGUUCAACCAUAUAUUCUGCCUUUAAAAAUAAAAAGCAUGUUAGAAAACACUUCAAAUGAAUCGUUAGAUAAUAUUUCAAAAUUAGAAAGAAUUAGUCAAAAUAUAACUAACGAAGCAGUCACAGUUCAAUAUAUUCCUUCUCAAGAAAUCAUUGUACAAAAUUUGACAGCCACUAAAUAUUCUCUUCAGAAUAUUGGUUCUAAUGAUUUUCGUCAAAUGAAUUCCGAAGAAAAUAUAGAUGAUGAAAGCAUAAAAGAAUUUGGACAACGAGUUCGUUCAUUGAGAUCAAAAAACAAUGAAAAUCAUGAUCGAUUUAGAUUAAAACAGUUUUUCAAUACUUCAUCUCCUUCUGAGGAUCAUAGAAAACAUUAUAGAAAAAGUUCUCGUUCCUACAAAAAACUAAAUAAUUCAGACAAUAAUCACAAUGCAUUCUCGAAAGAUCAACAUUCUUUUACUCUGACAAAAACUACAAAACUUCAGAGAACUUUAAAACAAAAAGAAACCGAAGAAGACUAUAUCGAUAAUGAUUCAACUAUGAUUAAAAAUACUUUUACAACCACAACCGCUCCUAUAGUAUCGGUUUCUUUGGGAAAAUUUUCUGGACCAAUAGUAGUUCCUGAUUUUCCACAACAAAAGAAAUAUUCUUAUGCAAAUACAGAUAAUUAUACCGAAACCAAUGAGGUAUCGAAAUCAACUAUAACUAUAAAACCUUUAAAAUCAAAAGUAUCAGAGAACGGUUAUCUAGCAGCAUCAACUAUUAUUUUAAAUCCUCUUCAAGUUGGUGUUGCCUUGAUGAAUGCAGGACAAGAUCUAAAUUCAGUCAAUGAUCAAGAUACUUUGACAAAAUUGUAUCUUCAGAAUGAAACUAAUAUUGUAAAAGCUACUGAAAUUGAUAGUGAAAGUUUAAUUCAAAGUGAUGUUUCAGAUUUUAAGAAUUCCAGCUUCCAGAAUGAUCAAAUAUCACAGCAGAAUUCUGAAGUAAUGGUCACGAACUCGCCAUCCCAAUUAGUGGAGAUUCAAAAAUCAGUGGAAAUAUUUCAUACAGCACCUAUCCAAGAAAUUCAUUAUCCUGUGGAAUUUGUACCUAAUAUUCAACAGCCUUUGAUAAAACAAUAUCUUCAAGAAGAUUAUAAAAAACCUGUGAAAAAUCAGCUCAAAGAUCAAAAACUAAGUCAGAUUAAUGUAUAUAAAAACGAUAAUGUAUAUAAAAAUGAUAUUUUGGACGAAAAUAUUUCUCCAAAUAAUCAAGAACGUAAUCGUUAUGAAUAUACCUCAAAUGAAAAUGAUGUUAUUUAUUCGGCAAAUAGUGAUCAAAUUAAUCAAACCUUAGCUAAUACUCAUCCUGUGGAAACUAAAUCCACUAUUGGAGUUAAGGAACAAAUAAAUACUGCUCAGUAUGAUCAAAUAAUAAUUAAACAAUCUAGAUUUCAAGAAUAUCCUGAGACUAAUGUUAAACAAAAUAACUAUGAGAUACCGAAAAAAUCAAUCUCCAUUAUUCCACAGCCAAGAGGAAUCGAUAAUUUAUCGAGUUUGACUAAUCAGGAAAAUCUUCAAGGAAUUCAAGAAUUGUCUCAAGUUCUAUUAACGAAGGUUACAAGUGAACUACCAACUGAACAAAAGUUUUUAAUGUCAGUACCACAAUCAUAUUCUGUAGAAAAAAAUAUUCAUCAUCCAGUGGAAAUAAUAGAGAAGAAGGUACCAUUCUCGAUGGAAAAAGUAAUAGAAAAACAAAUAACAAUUCCUCAGCCAUUUCCCAUACAUAUACCAAUAGAUAGAGUUAUAGAAAAACAAAUACGAAUCCCAUAUCCUGUGCAUGUAGAGAAGGUAGUUGAAAAAAAAGUACCAAUUGCUAUUCAGAAAUUUGUUAUACCCCUGCCAAUUCACUUCAGAGUUCCUCAACCUAUUCCAAUUUCGGUAGAAAAAGUGAUAGAGAAGUCUAUCCCGAUUCCAGUACCAGAAAAAAUUUUAUCUAGACCAUAUUCUACAGAAAUCGAAAAGAAUAGACCAUUUUCCUUAGAAAAUACCAAACUUGUUAAAUUAAAUUCAAUUUAUAAUGUACAAGGUGAUUAUCAGCAACCAUUAAGACAGAAUUUCCAAUUAUUAGAACCUUAUGAUAAUGAACAGGAUUAUUACAAUUCAACGAUGCAGUAUUAUGAUCAAGAAUAUUUAAGCUUAAAUCGUCCUCAUACUAGACAACCAGCAUUAAUACACAUGUUACCAAAGAAGUUUGUACCACAUGGGAUUCAAUAUCCAUCCCAUUCAGUAACUUAUUCGAUGAAUAAUGGUAAUUUAAUUGCUUAUGGAAGAAUUUCAGAGAAAGAUAAAGUCAAAAAUGAAUACAUGGGUCCAGUACCAAGAAAAUUGCAAACUUCUCUUGGAAUACAAUCGAAAUCUUUACAUUCAUCAUCAGAUAUACAGACAAUUUUAAGAAGAACAAGGCAAGAAAUAAUGGGGAAUAGUGGAAACUUUAGACAAUCAAAGAUGGAAUAUGGAUUUAAACCACCUAUGGUGCCUUCUGUUCAAUAUGAUGAACAAACUGCAACUAAAGUGGAAUAAUUUGAAUAAAUUUAAACUAUUAUUUUUUAAAUUUGAAGAUUCAAUUUUCAAAAAUUUAUUUAUAUUCUUUUUAUUAUUUUCUGUUUUGAAUAUUUUUUCUAUUUUAAAUUUUGAAUUAUUUCGCACAUUUAUUAUUGUUGAUUUAUCAAUAUCAUUUAAUUUUAUUAAUUAGAGUUCUCAAUUUCGUGUUUUAAUUAUUUUUCUGAAGAGAAAUCUAUAAUAUUUUUGUUAUUCUUUUAAAAUUAUUUUUGAAAAAAAAAAUAUAAAUUUUUUUAAUAUACAAUUCUUCUUUUUCAAUAAAAGAUAUUAUAAUUGAAUUUUUAAUUCAUAGAAACGAUAAUAUUUAUUCGACUAUCAUUUGAAAAAUUUGUUUUCUCAAUAGUGCAGCAUUUAUUCUUUAGCUGUGAACGUAAAUUAAUGUCAUUAAAUAUGAAGGAAUUCUAUCAUCUUACUAUUCUAUCACAUUUAUUGCUUACUUUUAAACUUUAUUAAUUUCACAAUCAUUAACACAUUAAGACAUUUCAUUUCUAAUUUCUUUUUACAUAUUUUAAUAAAAUAUUGACUUAAUUUUUACAUAUUAUUUCUUAAUGAGUUAAUGUUAUGUAAAUAUAAAAAUAUAGGAAAAUUUAUCAAUAAAUUAUAGUAUAUAUACAUAUUACUAUUUAUAAUUCUCAUAUUAUUAUAAAAUUCUUAUAUUAUUAUUAUUAUAUUUAUUAUAAAUGCAAAUGCAUUUUAAAAGAUAUCUUAUAUAUAAUUCAUGAUAUACACAUAUGAUAUACAUUUAAUGAAAAAUUUCGUUAAUUUGAUGAAUUUUACAUUUUUGAUUUUAUUUGUUUAAAUAUAUUUUUUAAAUAAUAAAGACUGAUAAAGAUUAUAUAGCAUAAAAAAUAAUAUAUAAAAUUUUUAUAUAUUUAAAUAUAACAACAUAAUUCAGAAUUUACUAAAUUAUAAUGCCAUUCUAAUUAAAUUUUUAUUAUAAAAUUAUAAGUAAUGUUUUUUUAAUUACAAAAACAUGAAUUAAAAAACUAUACAAUUUUAUUGAAGAUAUUUUUAAUUAAGAUUAUUUAAUAUUUUUAUAUUUUAGUUAUUACUUUAUAUUCCUUAUAAUAAAAUAAUUAUUUAUGUUUCAUUUCUUAAUUUUAUAAUUUCAGACUUUAAUAAUAAUAUUAAUAUAUAACUAAAAUAAUAUAUAACUGGUUUAUAGUUUCCUUUUUGUACGUUCAUUAAAUUAUUUAUAACAUCAAAUAAACUUGUUUUUAUAAAGAAUAUUAUUCUUAUUUGUUCUCCACUCUAUUUUCACAAUUAAAUCUAUUUACAGGUAGGAGGAAUGUACAAUGAUAAAAUUCAAUGUUUAUUCUUGGACGGUACCUGUUUAAUUACUCAAUUGCUCAAACACACACACAGACACACGCAUACACGCGCACACACACAUGUAUAUAUAUAUAUGAACAAUUAUUAUACCUCAAUAAAAAAUACAGAAAAUACUGAUAUAGUUAAAAAUAAUAAUUAAAAUACUCUGGAGCCCUGCCCAAGAGAUAAAGUCAUUCUUGAUAAUGAUUAAUUUAUCUAUACUCAUAUACAUACAUAUACGUACAUAUAUAUUUAUAUUUAUAUAUAAACUUUUUUAUUUAUAUAAUUUUAUAUAUAAUUUGUAAAGAAGAUGAGUCAGUGAUUUUCUUCAUUGAUUUGUAAAAUCUAUAUACAAUGCAUGUUUUACAUUAUAAUAAAAAAAAAUAUAUUAAAUAAUUAUUUUACAGUAGAAACUUGAUUAAAUAAUCAUAAAAUUAUGUAGAAUUUUUUAAAAUAACCAAAUAAUAUAUUAUUUAAUAUUAUUUUUCAGAAUUAAAAUAUAAAUUAUAAAUUGAUAAAUUUGUAAAUUACUGUUAUGAUUUGUAAAAUAUAUAGUAUUUAAUUCGAAAAUAAAUAUAAGUGUGAUAACUAGAAAAUUUUAUUAACUUGAUAAUAAAUGAAUGUUGGAUAAAAGUUAUUAAUCAAGAAUUAAAUUUAACGAUCUAUAUAAUUUUUUAUGCAAUAUACAACAACAAAAAUACAUAAAUUCUGAAAUUAUACAUCUUAUAAAUAUGUUUAAUCCUUUCUAUAAUCGAGAUUCUACUGUAUUAAAAAAAUAAAUCUUUAAGAAAGAAAGAAAUAAUAUAAAAAGAUUUCUUUUCUCACUCAUGUUUAGGGUGUACAACAAAAAAUGAGUACACUUUGUUUGUUUAAAAUAUUCACCUUGCAUAUUCGGAUCCAAUUUGUAAUUUUUACAAUCACAGUUGUUACGGAAGAAAAACUGUACACUGACAUUCCUUGCGCAUAAAAAAAUGUACACACACAUAUAACAACACUCACAUGUGAUCAAAUAAACUGAAAAGAAAAAAUAA